Molecule: messenger RNA, 3861 nt
Organism: Aspergillus mulundensis
Lineage: Eukaryota; Fungi; Ascomycota; Eurotiomycetes; Eurotiales; Aspergillaceae
Product: mRNA-binding protein RRP12
Exons: 3
Coding region: 1-3861 (1286 amino acids)
Source: RefSeq, a predicted model, not a curated record
AUGGCGACCCUGGCCGAGAAGCUCGAGAGGAUCAAGUCCCCCAAACUGCAGAACCAGCACCAUACCGCUGUGGUGCUGAACGCUGUAGAAGACACGCUACGGGACCAGAAAGCGGAUUUCUCACCCACUGCCUAUUUCGCCGCGCUUUUGGCCCUACUCUCACAGUCGCUGUCUGCCGCGCAAGGCAUCGUUAAUAAAGAUCUAGCGACCUCUGUUGUCUACCUUCUCGAUAUCACUACAAACUAUGUUCCCGCCCCGAUCCUCCAAGCCAAGUUCUCCCAGAUCCUUACCAGCCUUGCGCCCGCGCUCUCCCUCCCAGAAGUCGACGCUCCUCUUCUCCGACCAUCUAUUGGCUGUCUCGAGUCGCUGCUCAUUGCACAGGAUGCAGCGGCGUGGAAUCUUCCCCAUACCCAGGUUGGACCCCGGCGAGCCAUUGCGGGACUACUCAGCUUGUCCGUGGACCACCGUCCGAAGGUGCGCAAGGGGGCACAGGAUGCCUUGAUCAAGGUUCUGAAGAACCCCCCGCCUAGCCCCUCUCUCGACCACCCUGCUGCAGACAUGUGCGCGGAAUCAGCGUUGAAAACCCUUAGCGACAGCAUCGCCGCCGCAUCGAAACAGAAGCGCGGGCGCAACGAUCCUCACAACCGAGAGAACCAUGACCCCCUUGUGAUUCAUUCUCUGCAGUUGGUAAAAACGGUUGCGGUUGCCUCGGGCGGUUGGCCGAGCAAGAAGAUCGAGCCGCUGUGUGAGCUGCUGAUGAACGCGUCCCGGUCGACCAACGAGUACAUUACCAUGGGCGCUUUCGAGGUUUUUGAGGUUAUCUUCUCCAGCAUGGCAAACGAGUUCACAUCAUCGAAACUUCCCCGUCUCCUUGAGGCGAUUUCCGAGUUGAAGCCUGCCCAGAACGAUUCACAACUUCUCCCUCCGUGGAUCGCUGUGCUGUCCCGCGGUUACGACGUCUCUGCACAGAUCGCCCCUGAAGAUACGUUUGAGAAAUUACCCGAUCUAUUCAACAUGAUCUCCAGCUAUCUUGCAUCCCCGUCGAGCAAUAUCCGAGUUUCCGCAUCUGAGUGCUUGGUUUCGUUUGUCGCCAACUGCAUUCCGGCUAACGUCAUUAUUGAGCCUUCCGUCUACGACGAGAAGACUUUGGAGAAGCUCGCGAAGGCAGCGAAAGAUCUGCUUUCCGUGAAGUAUCAGGCUGCGUGGAUGGAAGUUUUUAAUGUUUGUGCUGCCAUGUUUGAGAGUUUCAAGUGGCAAUCGAGCCCGUUCCUCGAUGAUGUCGUCCGCACCGUUGGAGAAUUGCGCAGCAACGAAGCCUUCCAAGGAAAGAAAGAGGCAGACAACGUUCUUGGUGCCGCGAUUGAAGCCAUGGGCCCCGAAGCUGUUUUGGAGAUACUGCCCCUCAACCUGAUUGAGCAGAAAGCCGGCCAACCAGGCCGAGUUUGGUUCCUCCCGAUCCUCCGCGACAGUGUCACUAACACAAAUUUGCGCCAUUUCCGUUCCGAAUUCGUCCCUCUUAGCGAGGCUCUCUACCAGAGGGUCAUGGAGUACGCCUCCGCGGAGAAGACUGUGGAAGUGAAGAUAUUCGAAACCCUUGUCCAGCAAACCUGGGCAAUCCUCCCUGGGUACUGCGAGCUUCCGCUUGACCUGGCUGAAUCGUUUGACCAGAGCUUUGCGGAGCUGCUGUCUAACAUUCUGUACAAGCAGACCGAAUUGCGAGUAGAUAUUUGCAGGGCGCUCCAGAACCUCGUCGAGUCCAACCAGGCCAUCCUGUCUAUCGAGACCGAAGGCGAUGAUUUGAUCCUGCAACGCAGGAUUACGAAGGAGGCGGCCAAGAACAACAUUGCUCACUUGGCCGGCUUUGCUAGCAACCUCCUGGCGGUUCUUUUCAACGUGUACAGCCAGACUCUGCCGCAUUACCGUGGUUACAUCCUGCAGUGUAUCAAUGCUUAUUUGAGCAUUGCGCCCGAAAAUGAACUAAACGAAACAUUCGAACGUGUAACCCAAAUGCUCGAGGCCUCGGUGACCUCGGAGCAGGAAGCAGCUAAGCAGGACAACCAGGCUGGAAAGUCCAAAGACAAGAUGCCGCCAACUUCUCACACACUCAUUGACCUUGUCAUCGCAAUGUCAAUCUACCUGCCUCGCUCGAGUUUUGCUACCCUCUUCUCUCUUGCGGCUGCGGUUUUGAACGGCGGCACUACUGAUCAACAGCUCAUCAAAAAGGCCUACAAGUUGAUCCCCCGCCUAGCGUCAACGGAAACAGGAGCUGCCGCAUUAAGGGAACGGAACGCAGAGCUCCAGAGUCUCAUGCUUGCCACGGCUGAUAAGACACCCGCUUCUGCGCGCCGUGAUCGCAUGCUCGCUAUUCACGAACUCGUCUCACAUCUCCCAACAUCCGACCUCCACUUUAUUCCUUCAAUUCUAUCCGAGGUUGUACUAGGCUGCAAAGAGAGUAACGAGAAGGCCCGUACCGCCUCGUUCGACAUGCUCAUUCACCUUGCAAAACGCACCAUCGAUUCUGAGCUGAACCCACCAGGCACCACGAUCCGCAACUCUCUUGUCCCCCAUAUGCCUGACAACGCCCCCGAUGCACCUGCUACGCUCGAGGAAUUCUUCACAAUGGUAUCUGCUGGUCUCGCCGGUAGCUCACCUCACAUGGUUGCCGCUUCGGUGACCGCGCUGUCGCGACUCUUUUUCGACUACCACAAGGAACUCCAGUCCUCCAUGCGGAUGGACCUUGUUCAGACCGUGGAGCUUUUCCUCACCAGCAACAACCGAGAGAUUGUCCGAUCCGUGCUUGGUUUCGUCAAAGUGGCCGUUGUUGUACUCUCUGACGAGGAGCUGCGCCCACGCCUGAACACCCUGGUGCCUAACCUAAUGGUAUGGAGCAAAGAGCACAAGGGCCGUCUUAAGAGCAAGGUAAAGGGUAUCCUCGACCGACUAAUCCGCCGCUUUGGAGCCGCCCCGCUUGAGGAGUUAGUCGGAGAAGCAGACCGCAAGCUUGUAGUCAACAUCCGCAAGCUCCGCGAGCGCCGCAAGAAGAAGAAGAAGGAAGGCGAAGCUGGUGAAGACGAGGAUGAGGACGAAGGGCAAGGCGGCGUGGCGGCUGAAAAGUCCACCAAAUCCUUCGGCAACGCCUUUGACAAGGCCGUCUACGACUCAGACUUCUCCGACUCUGAUGACGACGCCAGCGAAAUCAGCGUCGACGACGAAGGUACAACACACGUCCAGAAGGGCGGUCGCAAGGCCCAAGGUCGCAAGGGUAAACAGAGCGAGCAGUACAUCCGCGAACUCUCACCUGAAGAUAACCCUCUCGAUCUGCUCGCCCCGGAUGCCCUCGCCAACAUCUCCACCACAAAGCCUAGCGUGCGCUUCCUCAACACAGGCCCUGGAUCGCGUCGCAAGCGCUCCGCCAAGGUCGGUCCUGAUGGCCGUCUGCUCCUAGGUGGUGACGACAAUGCUGAAGAUGUUGAUAUGGCCGGUGCGGAGGGUGACAACGGCGAGAGUGGCAUCAACGCGUAUGUCCAAGCCGUUGCUGGACCAGACGCCAUCCGCCGCGGCCAGCGCGGAAAGAUCAAGAUGGCGCAGGCGCAAAAGAAGAAGUCCCAGCGUGGCGAUGAGAUGGACGUCGACGAUGAUGGUGACAAAGCUGCUUCCGGCAACCGCCACUCCUCUUCCCAGUCUGGACGGGGAGGACCAGGCCGUGGCAAUGGUCGCGGAGGCAGCAACCCCCCUGGCCGUCGCGGUCUCGGUAUGCCCAAGACACAUGGUCCCAGCGGGAUCCAGAAGCGACGGAACCCCCGUGGUGGACAGAGCGGGCGAGGCGGGAUCCGAGUUGGUAGGGGACGAGGGCGGAGGUAA